ACUCCCACUCCCACCCUCCCUACAACCGCCCCCAUCAUCACAACUACAGAUCCAUGCAUUAAUGGCUUUUGGGAUGGGCUGAAAUGCGUCUGUUCUGAUGGAUUCUAUGGGGAAUUCUGCCAAUUCCCAAUCUGCCAGAAUGGGGGCACCUGGAGCAAUGGAUUCUGCUUCUGCCCUGAGAACUUCCAGGGAAGCGAGUGCCAGGAGGCCAAGGAGAGCAUCGAGGUCAAGGAUGUGCUCUUGGAUGCCACAGUGGAGAUGAAGACCAAGGUUGAUAACCGGGAAUUCACACCUGAGCUCCAGAACAAAUCCUCACCAGCUUUCCAGGACUUCGAGAAGGAGUUCAAGGAGCAGAUGAGAGACCUCUACAAGGACAUCGAGGGCUACCACGAUGUGGUGAUCCAUGAGCUGACCCAGGGCAGCAUCGUGGUGAACUACACGGUGCUCCUGAAGGUCCCUGCAAGCACCAAGGCCAAUGAGACACUGAAGACCAUCUCCGAUGACCUCAUCUCCGCCAUCACCAGCUCCACCACCUGCGAUGAGAACUGCAAAGAAGCCAACUGCUCUUUCUGCUUCAAUGCUACGUUCACCAACGUCACCAACUACGAGGUGGAAGAGGUUGAAGAGAGUAUCUGUGACAGCCUCAGUCUGAUGAACUUCAGUUCCUAUUACUCCCCACUCCUCACCACCACCGGCAUCAUCUGCAUCAGCAGAUGUGACCAGCGAGCAAGCGACCCCUUACCCUGCGUCUUCGGCACCUGCAAGCUGCUUCAAGGAGGACCAAAGUGCAUGUGCUCCGAGAAAGCAGCAUUUUGGUAUCGGGACGAUGCCUGCAGCUCACGGAUCAGCAAGGUUGGGGUGGCCAUAGGGGUCCCAGUGACCGGACUGGUGUUGGCCAUCAGCAUCUUCAUCGUCUUCCUGGUGCGGGCGAGGAGGCAGAAGGAGAUGUACAGGCAAGUGGGGUGGGGACAAGGGGUUGUCCCAUAG
Molecule: messenger RNA, 987 nt
Organism: Melopsittacus undulatus (budgerigar)
Lineage: Eukaryota; Metazoa; Chordata; Aves; Psittaciformes; Psittaculidae
Product: mucin-3B-like
Exons: 8
Coding region: 259-987 (242 amino acids)
Source: RefSeq, a predicted model, not a curated record